AUUGUUUUGCAGACUGACAUCAUUCCCGCAGCAAAGCAACCAAAAUAAAGAGAAAUUUAACGAAAAAUGGAGGCCCUGGACAUUUUGGAGAAACGCAUCGAUGCCCUGACGCGAGUACUCGGACCUGUGCAGGAAUCUGAAACGGGAGAAGGCGUUGUCGACGCCCUGUGCUCCGCUCACGCCCUUCUGGGCGAAGCUACUACGGGCAGUGUUCCACUGCAACAAUGUGUGAAGAGAUCCGGCGAACUGGAGAAGUACUUGGAUCCCAACUUUCUUGAGGAACAGCAGCAGGUGCGCUCCAAGGAGGUAUACCUGAAUGCAGUGGCCCCUGAGCUACAUACCCAAGCCGAGCAGCUGGAAAGGAUUAGGCAGCUUGAACCUGCUCUGGGAGCGGAGUACUUCCGCAGCAUUCCCGCCGAAUGCCUGGAGCAGCUGAAGGGCAUCACACAGAACAAUGGGGAGUACGCCCAGCAAAGCGAACUCAUCGAGGAGAGCCUUGUUUUGGCCAUGAAGCGGUACGGCGAGAUUCAGGCGGGACUCCUCAGCUCCUUGGAUGCGAUGAGUGAUCGGUUGGACCAGGUGGAAGAGCGCAUGGAGCAGAGGAAGCGGGCGGAACUUAACAAGGAUGUGCCGCCUAAAGACUGAGCGGUUAUCGCUCCAAAGACUGCUGAAAGUAUUUUAUACGACCCCUUUCCGAAUCCUUUCCUAGUCAAAUCUAGGCUAAAGGUUUAGAUAAGAUAUAUCUAUCGAAAUCAUCCUAGCUAUUUGGAAGUUAUAUUUGAGCAGAAAUCAAGCCAGUUUGAUAGGAAUUGGAAAUGGAAUAUGGGAUAUUAGAUUUUCUAACCACUGAUUGUCGAAAAGUGGCUAAUGAUGCUCUUUCAAUUGUAAGUUUUCUUUUAAAAAUUAUUUAAUAAUAGCACAAUAAACAAAAUUACAAAACGAAUCAAAUACAACUGCGAUCUAAUCAAAGUCUUUUCUAAUUAAGAUAAAUACCAAACCUAUGUGAUCCCAAUAUUAUUAUUUAAAGUAAACCGUUUUCAAAAUAUCCCAAAUUCCUUCUUUGAUAAUUUUAUGAAAGUUGUUUUUUAAGAGCUAACACAAUAAACUAUAUCCAAUUAAAUACAA
This is a messenger RNA of Drosophila eugracilis, 1125 nucleotides long. RefSeq lists its product as uncharacterized. Gene Ontology annotation, cellular component: dynactin complex. The record is from RefSeq and is a predicted model, not a curated record. Gene Ontology annotation, biological process: cytoskeleton-dependent cytokinesis. NCBI's taxonomy places the organism in Eukaryota, Metazoa, Arthropoda, Insecta, Diptera, Drosophilidae. The coding region runs from base 67 to 645 and encodes 192 amino acids. The transcript has a single exon.